GAAUUAUUGUUUUAAGAUGGGAAGCAAAUGUUGCAGAGACGAUUCUAUACAAAUAAAAGGUUUAAGUAAAGAAAUUUCAUGUAGAUGAAAUAUUAACGGCUCAGAAUCCAGAUGUUACUGCACCACCAAUUACAGAAAACAAAAAAUCACUUUCCUAAUAGGGAAGCAAGUAAUCUCAAGUUGAAGACUUGCAGGCUCAACCAGAGCAUAAGUAGAAAGAAUAUGAUAUGGCGAUUGAUGAAUAAGAACUAAAAUAACAAAAGGCUGCUGACUCAGUAAUUUAAGAACAAACUUCAAAGGUUCCAGAGAUAGUUUAAACUCAAAAUAUGACGAUUGAAUAGAGUAAUCAAUGCUUUGUAGAUAUAGUUAAAAAUGAAGUAUAGAGUUAAAAUUAAACCGAUAAUUGUGCCAAAUCAUAAGGAAGAGUAUUCAAAUUUGGCGUCGAGACUUUUUUUAAGGAAAAGGAAGGAUUAAUUGGCACUCACUACAAUUUUGGAAAGGUCUUAGGACAGGGUGCCUUUGGUAAAGUUUGGAAGGCAACAAAUAAAACAACUGGUCUUGUCAGAGCCAUAAAAUAAAUCAAGAAGAACUCCAUAAUCAAAGAAGAAGAAUCAAGAUUGUUUUCUGAGAUGAAUAUCUUGAAAAACUUGGAUCAUCCUCAUAUAGUCAAAUUAUUUGAAUUAUUUCAAGAUGAAAAUAACUAUUAUUUGGUGACUGAGUAAUUUAUCGAAUUAAAUAGAUAUUUAUCAGGAGGAGAAUUAUUUGAUAGGAUUAAAAAGAUGUCGUCAUUCAGCGAGAGUAUUGCUGCAGAUUACAUUAGGUAAAUUCUACUAGCAACAGCUCAUUGCCAUGAGUAACAAAUUGUGCAUAGAGAUUUAAAACCAGAAAACAUUAUAUUUAUAAGUGAAGAUCCCAAAUCUUAACUCAAAGUCAUUGAUUUUGGAACAUCCCGAAAGUUUGACAAUUAAAAAGUGAUGAGUAAAAGAUUAGGAACAGUAUUUUAUACUACUUAAAUCAGCCUUAUUAUAUUGCACCUGAGGUUUUGGGUCAUUCCUAUACAGAAAAAUGUGACAUCUGGUCUUGCGGUGUCAUUUUGUACAUUCUAUUAUGUGGUUAUCCGCUGUUUGUAGGAAAAACAGAAAACCAAAUUUUAGAAAAAGUUAAAACUGGAAAGUUUACAUUUGAUCGUAAAUUCAAUAUGCUAGCUUUUAGCCGAGGAUUGGGAUCCAAUUUCAAAGGAAGCUAAGGCAUUCAUCACCAAAUUAUUGAGAGUGGAUGCUAGUAAAAGAUUGUCUGCAAAAUAGGCUUUAGAAGAUCCUUGGCUCGUCAAAUAUGCUCCCUCAACUUAAGUAAAUAGAAAAGUUUUAGACAAUAUUCGUUAAUUCUAAGUAAUUCUUUAUAAUCUAUAAUCAAUAAAGGCAUAAACUGUAUUAAAAUAAGCUUUGAUGUCUUAUAUGAUAACAUAGAUGUCAACUUAAAAAGAAAUUUAAGAGUUGCAAAAAGAAUUUCAAAGAUUAGAUAUAAAUAAUGAUGGAUUCUUGUCUAAGGAAGAGUUUCUCAAAGGCUAUCUUUAGAUAUAAAAUGACCUUAAAUUAGCUUAAGAAGAAGUAGAAAAGAUCUUAGAAAUGAUUGAUAUAAAUCGAUCAGGUUUGAUUGAUUUUUCGGAGUUUUGUAUGGCAGCUAUGAAUUAGGAGAAACUACUUUCAGUAUAGAGAGUUGAAUAGGCUUUCAAAAUAUUUGACUAAGUAUUUCAAAUUCCUAUGAAAAUUAGAAUGGAGAUGGAUUUAUUUCAAAAAAAGAACUAGAAGCUGUUAUGGGAGAUUUAGGUGAUGAUAUAUGGAAUUAAAUACUAACUGAUUGUGAUAAUAAUGGUGAUGGAUAGAUAUCUUAUGAAGAAUUUGUAAAAAUGCUAAAAAAUAAAAAACUUUGA
Paramecium octaurelia is the source of this 1930-nucleotide messenger RNA. NCBI's taxonomy places the organism in Eukaryota, Ciliophora, Oligohymenophorea, Peniculida, Parameciidae. The record is from the annotation of a GenBank genome assembly.